This is a messenger RNA of Camelina sativa (false flax), 684 nucleotides long. NCBI's taxonomy places the organism in Eukaryota, Viridiplantae, Streptophyta, Magnoliopsida, Brassicales, Brassicaceae. The record is from RefSeq and is a predicted model, not a curated record.
UCUCUUCUAAAAGCGCUAUGGGGCAAUAUAGCUACAGUUAAUCCUCUUCAUCAUCUGCUUCGCCCGCCUCAUCUAUAAAUUCUCGUGACCGUCGAAGCGGAAAGUUUGGCAUUCCUAAGAGUUGCAAUUGUGGUGAUCGAAUGGUUUUGGAAACAGUCCAGAGUGCUGAGGGAGGCCACUUGUUCUAUAAGUGUGAAAAUUAUUUUGACGGUGGUCUUCAUCUCAUCAAGUCGUGGGAAAAAGCUGUGGUCGAUGAAAUUCACGAUCUCCAGGUGAAGAACUAUGAGCACGAAGACAGAAUUGCAUACCUCACUAGAGGACCUGAUGGUGAGUGCGUUGAACCAAGUAUGCAGUGGGCUGAGCUAAAAUUCCUUGGCGAAGAAAUGAAAGAACUACAACAACUUGUACGUUCAAUAUUGUACACAGAGCGAAUGGAAGAGCUCGUAGGCAAUUCCAGUGGUGCACAAUCCUCUUCCAGAUGGACCAACAAUAUCAUAAACGUUGCCAUUGCGUUCCUCCUAUUCGUUCUUCUUUUAACCAUGGUUUAUUCUGCAUUUAAAUAAGGAAACUUUCUCUGUUCUUGUUAAAGCGUCUUCUAUUUUUAUGUCUACUACUGUGAUCUUUGUGGAAAGAACAAGUUGUCCACUUGUUCAGUUGUUCACUUGUAAUCGUCUACUAUAUUAA